GCUUUUAUCUCUCUAUCGUUGGCUGUUGACAGCUGGCCGGAAGUCCUCCAGCGCUUUUUUCCUUCUAUUUAACGGAUAAAAACAAAGACUGAGAGCACAUUGGAGCGACUGCAGCCGACAAUGGAGGAAUAUCACAACGGCAGCGAGGGCUCCUUCAACUCUGAAGAAGCUGAUGGCAUUGUAAAAGAGUGUAUCGAGAGCGUGGUAGGGGCUGAUGACUACAGCCAGAGUCAGGUGAACAAAUGGACCGCCAGCAUCGUGGAGCGCUGCCUCACACAGCUGGUCAAACAGGGGAAACCGUACAAGUACAUCGUGACGUGUGCUGUGAUGCAGAAAACGGGAGCAGGCCUCCACACAGCUAACUCCUGCUACUGGGACACCGCCAUGGACGGAAGCUGCACAGUGAGAUGGGAAAACCGCACCAUGUACUGUGUGGUCAGUGUGUUUGCGGUGGCUAUCGCAUAGGACACACACACGCACAAACGACCACCACAACCACCAUCCGAAGAGUGCAGUGUGGUCCUGUGAACAGCAGGGGCCACCAAGUGCCACAGAGUCCACAUCCAAACAGCCGCGUGUCCACCUGGAAGCUUUCAGCUCUGAGGAAAAGCUGCAGGAAACAAUACGGCUGUAUUUUCUUGUUUUCAGCCUUCAGAUGCAUGUAAACAUCAUCGUCUUAAUGUAUUUAUCUUCUCAUGUCACUGCAGUGCUUUAAUAAUGUCGUAUUUCUCACUCACUGAGGCCUGACGGCACGCAGCAGCAUUCUACUGGAUUCUUCUUUUGUUCUCUGAUGUUCAUUAUGUGUAUCACGCCAACAAGAGAAAGCGAGGGUUUUGUAUUUGGAGCUGCAGGAAAAUAAACGUGAAGAGAUUUAUGAGCAAACAUUGCGAGGCCUUCUUGAUUUUAAGGCGUGCUAGAAAGUUUAGCAUCUGUGAAGAAAAGUAAAUGUAAAGUAAAUCGUGUAAUAGAAGAAUGGCCAAGAAAACACUGUUUGCCGAAAAAGAAUCCUAUUAAGUCUGUUUGAUUGGUAAAAAUUAUUAAUAAAAAUACAUAAUACAGACAGAGAAUUGUAUAAUCUGCUCUAAAUUCAUCCAAAUCACUCUUUUCACUCACACUUCUUGCAGUUAGUGACUUCACUGUUUGGGAUAAUUGUACAGUUUUGAAUAUAAUACGAAACAUCUAUAAAAUAUGUAAAUCAGAUUACUAAAUGAUAGAAAAGGGCUCCCCUGAGGGAAAGCUACCCGGCAGUGUAUAAAGUAAUAAAAAUAUGCACCACUUUCACCAGCUGCAACAUUAAAGUGAUGGAUACAUUAA
Molecule: messenger RNA, 1314 nt
Organism: Dicentrarchus labrax (European seabass)
Lineage: Eukaryota; Metazoa; Chordata; Actinopteri; Moronidae
Product: dynein light chain Tctex-type 3
Exons: 5
Coding region: 121-465 (114 amino acids)
Biological process (GO): microtubule-based movement
Cellular component (GO): kinetochore; cytoplasm; cytoplasmic dynein complex
Molecular function (GO): dynein intermediate chain binding
Source: RefSeq, a predicted model, not a curated record